UUAUGAAAUAAACUAGGUUCAAACCAGAUUUAAAAUUAUACCUAAUGAGUUAAAUUAAAUGGUAAAGACCCGAUAUAAAAAUACCCGGCAGAUAUUUUUUUAUGCAGAUUAAUUGAAUUUGCGGAUUAAAUGAAUCUGCGUGAAGGAAUCUUCUGCGUGAUCCUUGUGCGUCAUCCCCUGCGACUCACCCGUUGAAUUGUCCCCUGUCAUGAUUAUUUUCGACUCACCUUCACCCUUGCCAACUUGAGCUGCAAGUUCUCCUCCUCCUAUAUAACUGAGACUUUGCCCCCUCAAGUUUCGUGCACUCCUCUUUCUUAUUCUUUGUUACUCUUUCUUUCUUCUUCUUGUUUGUUCGGAUAACAGAGAGAGAGAGUAGGAGAGUCUGAGAGAGACACUGGGUGAGACCCAAGCCUUCCUCUUUCCUUAUUCCUUAUUCUUUUUCUUCUCUUCUCUUUCCUUUUUCUUGUUUUCUUCUUUCUCUGUUUUGUUCAAGAGACAUUGAGACUGAUUGAGAGAGUGAAUCAGAGAGAGAGAGAGAGCGAUUGGUGAGGGAGGUCGCCGGACGAAGUGAAUCCGGCGGACCUAUGCAUAGAAUCGACGAAUGGAGACUUGACCGGAAGCCCGAUUUCUGGUGGGUCGACUGCAGGCUGAUGACAUCGUCCAGCAGAGCAGAGGCUGAUUUUCGGCGAGACAAGUUGAUUUCCGGUGAAACUCGUGAUCCGUGAGUGCAAAAACCGAAUGACCCAUCAAACCUGAAGAAGACCCGAUCGAUGGUGGUCAACACUGGCGAUUUUUUGGUGAGCCAGGGGUGCGAUUUUCUGGUGUUUUUUUCUUAGCCUCAAAGGGAAAUUCUCUAGGUGGGGCGUUACACACGUGGCGCGACGUGAGUAGCUAGGAGAAGAUAAAAUCUUUCUCAGCCAACCAGCACACACGCGGCUAAGAAUGGAUUGGGAUUUGAAGGAUGCUUCUGAGCAAGGAAGCGUUAACGACUUGUACUGGUUGAUUAAAAAGGACCCGAAAGUUUUGGACAAGAUCGAUGAUAUACCAUUUGUUGAGACUCCUUUACACAUAGCUGCAGCUGAAGGAAAGACCGAGUUUGCCUUGGAGAUGAUGAGGCUAAAGCCAUCGUUCGCUAUGAAGCUUGACCCAAAUGGCUUGACCCCCUUGCUCGUUGCUAUGGAUAAGGAGCAAACCCGAUUAGUGUGCGAGCUACUUAGAGUUCAUAAGGACCUUGUCUGCGCGCAAGGAAAGGGUGGUAUGAAUCCUUUACAUUAUGCAGCUCAUAUAGGAAACCUCCCUAUGAUGGCUGAAGUUCUAAAAUUCUGCCCCAAGAUUAUUGGAGAUGUGACAAGUAAAAGGGAGACUGUUUUGCAUAUUGCACUGAAAAGCGGCAAGUUAGAAGCAUUUCAACUCCUGGUUGGAUGGCUUCGGCGGGCCUGGUUUAGAGAUGCGUAUAUCUGGGAGAAUAGCAUGCUGAAUACGUUAGAUUUGGACGGUAACGCUGUGUUGCACAUUGCAGCAACCAAAAAUGUACCGCAGGUCGUGAGGUGGUUAUUGGAUUGUAGCGGAUUCAGAGUAAACGUCAGGAAUUCAGAGGGUUUAACUGCUCUAGACAUCUUGCAAAAGCAAACACAAUGGAACAACCAAGAGAUGAGGAAUAUGCUAUGCCGUGCCGGAGCAAAAAAUUCUGCGUCUCUUCGUGUGUCUGAAUCUUUUGAAGCUUACUUAAUAUCGCCUAUUCCAACUAAUGAGAGGGUAUUCGUACGGUUCUUUCGUCAGAGAACGAUGCUAUCAAAUGACUUUCGCAAUAUAGUGUUGGUGGUUGCUAUUCUGCUUGUAACAGUUGCCUACCAAGCAAUAAGCAGCCCCCCUGGAGGAUUUUGGCAAGAUAACUGCAUUCCUGAAACCAAUAAUCAGUUCAAUAUUACAGCCGCAACCAGCCCAAGUAGUCAUGAAGUCAGUCAACCCCCACACCGCGCAGGGACAGUAAUCAUGGGCAGAUACUUUUUCCAUCUACUCUUCGUUCUAAAUACUGCAACCUUUUAUACACCACUACUCUUGAUUAUCAUACUCCUCCCUCCUGGUUUUACUAGUUUCCUGCUAAUCAUAUCCCUUGCACUCCUCUUUCUGUCCUAUGGCGCGUCUAUUGCAAUCACAGCUCCGCUUCCAAGUCAUUAUUGGUUUGUUUAUAUUUUGGUUUUCUCUUUAACGCUUGCGUUUCACAUUGGCUUCUCUGCAGUCUUCACUUGGAAACAUGGAAGAGUUUUUUCGACUUUUUUAGAUGUGGGAGACUCUCACUGGUCUUGGCUCGGGAGUCAAAAGGUGAAUCGGUUCUUAAGCCAAGAGGAAGUCAGCAACGUUGAAUGAAGAAGUCUCUAGAUCGAGUUAGCGUGAUCCUGCUGGACGCAACUUGUGUUUGAAGGGCAAAGAUGGUCUUUUACGCAUUUGUAUUAAUUAGCUAAUUUUGGUCUAAUGACCAAUGGGCUAUCCACGUGGCUUAGUUGGUCCAGUGGUUAUAGAAUAAAUAGCCCAAGUCUCUCUCGGUGGGGACUCAUUCAGUGAUUUGAUGAAUUGUUAGCUAUCUAGCUUAGCCCAUAGCUUAGCUAUUGUAAUGGUGUAAUCGUUCCAGUAUCAAUACAAGCAGUUCUUCGUAUUUCUUUCACAA
Molecule: messenger RNA, 2665 nt
Organism: Alnus glutinosa
Lineage: Eukaryota; Viridiplantae; Streptophyta; Magnoliopsida; Fagales; Betulaceae
Product: ankyrin repeat-containing protein BDA1-like
Exons: 4
Coding region: 943-2367 (474 amino acids)
Molecular function (GO): protein binding
Source: RefSeq, a predicted model, not a curated record